AUGGAAAAGUACAGAUGGAGGCUGGAGAACCUCUACCAGCUGACACGUCACAAGAAGUACAUGCUGAGAGUGGAUCUGGAGGACUUUACUGGAAAGAGAGGUUUCGCUCAGUACUCGUCCUUCUCUGUGGGUUCUGAAGCUGAAGGUUAUAAACUGCAGGUUACUGGGUUCACUGAUGGUGGAGCAGGAGACUCUAUGCGCCACCACAAUGGAAUGAAGUUCACCACCUAUGACAAGGACCACGACAACUAUGAAAAGAACUGCGCCAGAGUAUAUCUAGGAGGAUUUUGGUAUAAUGCCUGUCACAAUGCAAACCCCAAUGGUGUGUACUUGGGGGGAGAAGACAACACCGUGUUUGCCAUUGGAAAUGUUUGGUUCACCUGGAAGACCAAUUUUGAUAUUGGUAUGAAAUUCAUCACCAUGAAGAUCAAACCUGUGUCUUAAAUGUUUGAAGAAACAAAACAAAAACAACAAAGCAACAAAACUAAGGCUUAAAGGUUUAAUUUCUGCUGUCUGCUUAGUUUGUU
This is a messenger RNA of Danio aesculapii, 527 nucleotides long. Its product is annotated as microfibril-associated glycoprotein 4-like. Gene Ontology annotation, biological process: elastic fiber assembly. The record is from RefSeq and is a predicted model, not a curated record. NCBI's taxonomy places the organism in Eukaryota, Metazoa, Chordata, Actinopteri, Cypriniformes, Danionidae. The transcript has 3 exons. Bases 1 to 444 code for a protein of 147 amino acids.